AUGCAGCGUUUAAGGGAGAGCAUUCACAUACGCACCAUGAAGGCAAAGAGGAAAGUGGAGGAGAUCUCCAAAGAGGACGUCCAGGCUUUCUUCAAGAAGAAUGCCUUUGUGCUCUUCACCGUUGGGGCAGUUAUUGUAGGUAUUAUUCUGGGCUUCACGCUCCGGCCGUACAAGAUGACCUAUCGAGAAGUGAAGUACUUCUCUUUCCCUGGAGAGCUACUAAUGAGAAUGCUUCAGAUGCUUGUUCUCCCUUUACUAGUCUCCAGUCUAAUCACAGGAAUGGCAGCUUUGGACACCAAAGCCUCAGGAAAGAUGGGCAUGAGAGCUGUGAUAUACUACAUGACCACGACUUUUAUCGCAGUCUUCAUUGGUAUCUUAGUCGUCCUCAUCAUCCACCCAGGAAAAGGAUCAAAAGAGGAGUUUGGAAAGCAGCAGAUGAUAGAGCAAAUCAGUCCUGCUGAUGCCUUCUUGGAUCUGAUCAGAAAUAUGUUUCCACCAAACUUGGUCCAAGCCUGUACACAGCAGUUCAAAACCAAAUAUGACAAGCGAGCAGUCCAUGUGACAGUGACAGUGAAUGACACCCUCUUCAACUCCACCAAUGGCACCCAAGAGGUCAUGGAGACCACCAGGGUGGAAGUGAUCCCAGUGGCGGGUCAGGUGAACGGGGUCAACGCCCUCGGGCUGGUGGUCUUCUCCAUGUGCUUUGGUCUAAUAAUUGGCAGCAUGAGGGAGCAGGGCCAGCUCCUGAGGGAUUUCUUCGACAGCCUCAAUGAAGCUAUCAUGCGCCUGGUUGCGAUCAUCAUGUGGUAUGCUCCUAUUGGCAUCAUGUUCCUAAUUUCUGGAAAGAUUGUGGAGAUGGAUGAUCUGACACAGAUGGGUGGCCAGCUGGGCAUGUAUACCAUCACAGUUAUCAUUGGCUUACUGAUCCACGCUGUUAUUAUUCUUCCUACUCUUUAUUUUGCCAUUACUCGGCAAAACCCCUUUAUCUUCAUUGCUGGACUCCUGCAAGCUCUGGUAACAGCCCUGGGGACCUCCUCCAGCUCAGCCACCCUCCCUGUCACCUUUAAAUGUCUGGAGGAGAACAACAAGAUUGAUAAGCGAAUCACACGUUUCGUGCUGCCUGUGGGCGCCACAAUCAACAUGGACGGAACUGCUCUGUAUGAGGCACUGGCGGCCAUCUUCAUUGCCCAGGUCAACAACAUUGAAAUGAACUUUGGUCAGAUCAUCACCAUCAGUAUUACAGCAACUGCAGCCAGUAUUGGAGCUGCUGGCAUCCCUCAGGCAGGCCUGGUCACCAUGGUGAUUGUACUGACCUCUGUCGGACUUCCUACUGAUGACAUCACUCUCAUUAUUGCGGUUGAUUGGUUCCUGGACCGUCUGCGUACCACAACCAAUGUUUUGGGGGAUUCGAUUGGAGCCGGCAUUGUGGAGUUCCUGUCUCGACACGAGCUACGCAGCAAAGAUGUGGAGAUGGGAAACUCAGUGCUGGAGGAGAAGGAACGGAAGAAACCUUACAAGCUCAUCUCCCAGGAUAGUGAUUUUGAAAAUGACAAACGUGCUCACAGUGAAUCAAACAUGUAGUUCAAACCUCAUCAUCUGUAACAUCUGGUAACACAUACACCUGGUUCUGUUUUGGUGAGCAGGGACCUAAUUGUGACAUAUUGUUGUCAUAGUGUCAUUAUUUCACAUGUUAUUAACAUUUCUUUAUGGUCAUAAAGUGAAUUUCUUACAUUCCUCGUUCAUCCGAAAUUGCGGAGAUGACUUAUAUAUAUAUAAUAUAUGAAUCUGUCAUUUGUUUCAAAUAGGUUGGCAGUUUCUGUUUUGUCUGUUUACCACUUUAAUGGUGUUUUGAAAUAUACAACAGAGCAUCUAAGGCCAUUAAGCAGGAAAAGAAAGUAGGCUGCUGGGUAUGAACAGUCCCAUACAGUUAUGGAUGGUAUCAUAAGGAAAGUGACUGCAUUUGAAGAGGUUAUGUGAAGAAAUCAUACAUUCAGAGUUUUACCAUCUUAUCAUCAGGACAUGGUUAACUGAACUCAAAAUCAAAUCUUAUCUAUAUUGUCCCAAUAUUAGCUUGUUAAUAUUGUGGUUAUUACAGGUUAUUACAGACAUUUUAUGAUAUUUGUGUUUCAGUGGUGUGAGACUUUCUCACACAUCUAGAAUUGCAAAUGCAUGUGUGUGUGCACAUCCAAAUUUUGACUGUGUGUGUUGAUUUUUCUACCAACAUUGCUCAUUUACUGUAGAUAAGAGACAGGUGAAUGUGUUGGAUCAUUACUGCAUGUUAAAGGCUCUGAAUUCAUGAUGAAGGUGUGAAACAGAUAUUCAAGUCUUGACCGAAAUUCAUCAACUUUUUGUGAAAACAAUCUUAGUUUUUGUUUAUUAUAACUUCAGUGAAAUAAACAGGAAAAUGCC
Messenger RNA from Micropterus salmoides (largemouth bass), 2409 nucleotides. Its product is annotated as excitatory amino acid transporter 1-like. Gene Ontology annotation, biological process: D-aspartate import across plasma membrane; L-glutamate import across plasma membrane; L-aspartate import across plasma membrane. Gene Ontology annotation, cellular component: plasma membrane. Gene Ontology annotation, molecular function: glutamate:sodium symporter activity; L-glutamate transmembrane transporter activity; neutral L-amino acid transmembrane transporter activity. The record is from RefSeq and is a predicted model, not a curated record. The transcript is spliced from 9 exons. Bases 1 to 1581 code for a protein of 526 amino acids. NCBI's taxonomy places the organism in Eukaryota, Metazoa, Chordata, Actinopteri, Centrarchiformes, Centrarchidae.